Messenger RNA from Saxophila tyrrhenica, 1461 nucleotides. RefSeq lists its product as uncharacterized. The record is from RefSeq and is a predicted model, not a curated record. The coding region runs from base 1 to 1461 and encodes 486 amino acids. Gene Ontology annotation, molecular function: chitosanase activity. The transcript is spliced from 2 exons. NCBI's taxonomy places the organism in Eukaryota, Fungi, Ascomycota, Dothideomycetes, Mycosphaerellales, Extremaceae.
AUGACCGCCUUCGAGUACGAGGUCAAGCAGUAUUCCCACAAUAAGGUCUCCGAUCUCAACGCCAAUUACAUCCCGUACGUGGUCUUCGGUAACUACGGCUCGACGAAAGGAUACACCAACUUCGAUCCGCAGGAAUACGGUCUCCAGCCGCUGAGUGUGAUGGCAGUGGUGUGCGGUGACCAUCUGGUGUAUGGCGUUUGGGGCGAUACCAAUGGUGAUGAUGGCCCGCCGGUGGUGGGAGAGGCUAGUAUCUCUCUAGCAACUGCAUGCUUUGGUGACGGCAUUACGGGCAACAACGGACAUGACGAGACGGAUGUCCUGUUCAUUGCCUUCCCGGGGAGUGAGGAUGGUACUGUGAACAGAGACGCCGAAUGGGGAGCAACGGACUUUUACACGUUUGAGGCUUCGAUUGAGUGGCUCGGAGACGACCUGGUCAGCACGCUGUGCAACGAAGAAGAGGAACGCAAGCAGAAGAACUUUCAGGCUCACGAGAACUCCCGGCCUUCAACCCAGCGAGCACUCGCACUCACACACCCACACCAACCCCCCAACACCAGAACCAUGUUCUUCUCGUCCUCCCGCCGCCCCUCCUCCGCCCGCCGCAGCUCCUCCAGCUACCAAGAUCUCGGCGGCCUCCCCUCCCCCGCCGAGUUCAACUCCGGCCGCCGCAGCUCCAAUUACGGCAGCACCACCUCAACCCGCUACAUCCCACGCCCGACCCGCACCUACACGAUCAAAGCCUCCAUCUGCCAGCACCCGAUCCGCGAGUCCACCUCCCUCCCCUGGUCUGGCAGCACGCUCGACUUCGACGUCCGCUACUGCCGCGCCUGCGAGAACUCGAACCGCAUCCGCGACGAGCGGCGGGAAGCCGAGAGCUCGUACACGCGCAGCCGAGCCGCCUACGACGCCGGCACGAGACGGCGGAGCGCUCAUAAAGAGGAUCUCCGCCGGUAUGAUCGUGCUAGGAUCGAGUACCAGGAAGAUCUCGACUUCCAGUCAGACCGCGAUGACCGCGAACGGCGCGCUCGAGGCCGUCCGACGUUGCGGGAAGAAGCGCGCGCCUUCGCGGGAAAAGACGAUCCAGAGUGGUUGGCGUUCAAGAACGAAGUCCGCGGCUACCCUUCCCCCAACCCACGCCACGCACGCUUCGACGAAGCAGUAGCGCACCGGCGUGAGUCCCAGUACCGUCCGCAAAAACGGUACCGACGGGACAGUAGGAAGUACCGCGCGGGCAGCCACUCAGAUACCUCUGGUCUCGGCUUCUGGGACACGAGUAAUGUGGAGGUGCCGACGCGGUCGCAGAGUCCGAGGCGCGAGAGCUCGAGACGGCAGAGCAGGCGGUUCGAGGAUUUCGGGGAUGAGGAUGGGUAUCAGGAUUACCUUGAUACGUUCUCUAGCGAGCAGCUGCAGUCGAGGAAAGGGAGGUUGGAGAGGGAUCUGGAGCGCUUGUGCAGAAGGUAA